UGUAAAUCCACAAACUUGACAGAACCGACAAAGUGUGAGGUUACAUUCACCAAAUCGUUUUUUCCACAACAAUAACAACAAAAAUGGCUCAAUUAGGCCGCUUCGCCCUCAACCGCCUCAUUCUAACCUCGCGCAAACACGUAACCCCCACCAAACUCAACGCUAUCCGCAACUUCCAAAAAAAUCACGAUGUAUUUUUCCUGCGGUGCACGAGCAGCACCACGAGCGCCGCCCCCAAGGACGAUGACUACCACACGAUUAUCAAGGACACGGAAAAACCGACCGGAGCGCCCACCAAACACGAGUUUCAGGCAGAAACACGCAUGUUGCUGGAUAUAGUAGCGAGGUCUCUGUACUCGGAUAAGGAGGUUUUCGUGAGGGAGUUGAUCUCGAACUCGAGCGACGCGUUGGAGAAAUUUAGGUUUUUGACGCUGUCGGAGGACGAUGCGGUGCGGCAGAAGUUGAAAGAACCGAACCGGGUGCUGGAAAUUCACAUCUCUACGGAUAAGCAGAACAGGACUCUCACUAUACAAGAUACGGGUAUUGGUAUGUCCCGGGACGAAUUAGUUGCAAAUCUUGGAGUUAUAGCGCGUUCUGGCUCAAAAGCGUUUUUGGAAGAAUUAAAGAAGAAAAAAGAUUUAAUGACGGAUGCUAGCGGCAACAUUAUUGGACAGUUUGGCGUCGGGUUUUACAGUGUGUUCAUGGUCGCUGAUAAGGUGGACGUCUACACAAGAUCGUCCAUGGAAGAUCAAGGCUAUAAAUGGAGUUCUGAUGGAACCGGGUCGUAUGAAAUCCAAGAAGCUGAAGGUGUUCAAUGUGGCACUAAAAUAGUUCUACAUUUAAAAAUCGACAGUCGAGAAUUCUGCGACGAUACGACUGUAGAGAGUGUUAUUAAUAAAUAUAGCAAUUUUAUUGGAAGCCCGAUUUACUUAAACGGAAAAAAAGCCAAUAUUGUUAAGCCCGUUUGGCUUUCUGACCCCAAAACUGUAACUCUGCAACAACAUAACGAAUUUUAUAGGUUCGUCAGCGGUAGCUACGAUGUUCCUAGAUAUAUUUUACAUUAUAACACGGAUGUACCUUUAUCAAUACACGCGUUAUUGUAUUUUCCGGAAGGCAAGCCCGGGUUGUUUGAAAUGUCACGCGAAGUCGAAUCAGGGGUUGCCCUCUACACCCGUAAAGUCCUAAUCAAAAAUAAAACCGACAACAUCCUUCCAAAGUGGUUACGCUUUGUUAAAGGAGUCGUCGAUUCAGAAGAUAUCCCCUUAAAUUUGAGCCGCGAGCUUUUACAAAAUAGUGCCCUAAUAAGAAAACUCAGAGACGUCUUAACAAGCAAAGUCGUCAAAUUCUUACUCGAACAACUAAACAAAAAACCCGAAGAUUACGAAAAGUUCUACGCCGACUAUGGUCUCUUCAUUAAAGAAGGCAUCAUCACCAACCCCGUCCAAUCAGAGAAGGAAGAUGCCGCCAAGCUGCUACUUUUCGAGUCUUCGCACAAAAACCAAGGCGAGAAAGUGUCUUUGAAUGACUACAUCGAGCGAGCGAAAGAGAGCAGGACGAUUUUUUACUUGGCUGCACCAAGUCGUAGCUUAGCGGAAGCUUCACCCUACUACGAAUCUCUCAAAAGCAAACAACAGGAAGUUCUUUUCUGUUAUGAACCCUACGACGAGCUAGUUUUAAUGCAGUUGCAACAAUUCAAAGGGUACAGGUUGGUUUCGGUUGAAAAAGACAUGAGGGACGACAAAAACGCCAAUGAUCUUAGCAAUUUGGGGGAAGACAGUUUGAAGAGGAGCGAAGUGAACGAACUGUCCGACUGGAUCAAGAAACAGCUGUCCGGAAAAGCGGUCGAAGUGAACGCUACGACGAGACUCGAAAAUCACCCUUGUGUGGUGACAGUUGAGGAGAUGGCCGCCGCCAGACAUUUCAUAAGGACGCAAAGCCAUCAGUUGUCGGAGGAUAGACGAUACGCGAUUUUGCAACCUAAGUUUGAGAUUAAUCCAAGGCACCCUAUUAUUAAGAAGUUGCAUAAAUUAAUGACCAGCGACCCGCAGUUGGCGGAACUUUUGGCUAAUCAGCUAUUUGCGAACUCCAUGGUGGGUGCUGGUCUGGUGGAAGACCCCCGGGUGCUCCUCACUUCCAUGAACGCCCUCCUGGCCAAAACACUAGAGAAACAUUAACUCCCCCCCAACCAGUGAUCAUUCCUAUUUUUUCUAAGUGAAUUUAGAUGUUGGUACAAUAGAUAAAAUUGCGUUGAUGGCCUGUGAGUAAAUGUGACAUUAAACCAUUAAUAAAGAGAGUAAAUAAGG
This is a messenger RNA of Zophobas morio, 2303 nucleotides long. It is a transcript of the gene Trap1, whose product is annotated as heat shock protein 75 kDa, mitochondrial. Gene Ontology annotation, cellular component: mitochondrial inner membrane. Gene Ontology annotation, biological process: protein folding. Lineage: Eukaryota; Metazoa; Arthropoda; Insecta; Coleoptera; Tenebrionidae. Gene Ontology annotation, molecular function: protein kinase binding; ATP-dependent protein folding chaperone; ATP binding. The record is from RefSeq and is a predicted model, not a curated record. The transcript is spliced from 12 exons. The coding region runs from base 84 to 2174 and encodes 696 amino acids.